AUGUGCAGGCAGUUGGCUGUUAUCGGCGCGGGUUUGAUGGGUGCAGGCAUAGCGAACGUGACCAUCGAUAAGGGUAUUCGAACCAUACUGGUCGAUAAAAAUGAAAUGGGUAUUACACGGGGUCUAGCACAAAUAUACGCGCAUCAGAACGGAGCGGUGAAACGCAAAAAGAUACUGGCAAUGGAACGUGACAAUUACAUGUCGAAUCUGAAGACAUCGUUCAAUUACGAAGACUUACGUGAAUGCGAUGUGGUGAUCGAGGCGGUUUUCGAGGAGCUUGAACUGAAGCGAAACAUCGUUAAACAGUUAGAACGAGUUGUUCCACCGCAUUGUGUGAUCGCCUCGAAUACGAGUGCGUUGCCGAUCUCAGAGAUAGCUGCAGUAUCGAAACGACCCGAGAACAUCAUCGGAAUGCACUAUUUUUCACCGGUUGAGAAAAUGCAACUCUUGGAAAUCAUCACAACCGAUAAAACGAGUAAAGAGACGUUGGCUGUAGCUGCGCAAUUGGGUUUAGCACAGAAAAAAGCAGUUGUUGUUGUGAAGGAUUUUUCGUGGUUCGGUGUUUGGCACCAAUGA
This is a messenger RNA of Anisakis simplex (herring worm), 576 nucleotides long. Lineage: Eukaryota; Metazoa; Nematoda; Chromadorea; Rhabditida; Anisakidae. The record is from the annotation of a GenBank genome assembly.